This is a messenger RNA of Adineta ricciae, 621 nucleotides long. NCBI's taxonomy places the organism in Eukaryota, Metazoa, Rotifera, Eurotatoria, Adinetida, Adinetidae. The record is from the annotation of a GenBank genome assembly.
AUGGGGAUGAAAAAUAUGAUGGUCUACUGCAUCACUAUAAUUCCCUAUUGUCUCAGUGAAUGGCCAUCGAUAUGGAAAAUACAAGACAAUCAUGUCGAUCCGAAGUUUACCUUUGCUCAAUUAGCAUCGGAAAGCAUCACCAGUGAACAGUUAUAUCUUUGGUCGGCACCAAUGGAUAUUAUUCAACGGUAUCAGAAUUAUCUUGAUAGCUCGUCUCAUUUGACUCUCGAGUCCAUGGGUAAAGAACUUUUCUACAACUGUACAUUGCCAAAUUUUGGUCCAUCCUGUGAAUACAGUUUACUUGCUUACAAAUCUCAUCAAUCAUCUUUGGAUCAAAUCGUUAGAGAAUAUUACAGAAACAAUCCAUACGAACCAACGAGCCUAACAUGUUAUAUGCAUCUACAAUGCGAUCGAGGUUCACCGGCCAUUUGUCUUGAUUGGACCGAAAUAUGUGAUGGAAAAGUCGAUUGCUUCGAUGGUGGCCGCGACGAAGAACACUGUUGGCAAAUGGAAAUAAACCAAUGUAAUGAGAACGAAUUUCGCUGUCUCGAUGGGCAAUGUAUACCCAUGGCGUUUCUUCGUGAAGUAGAGUUUCAUUUCGANUCCUGGCUACCGUCAUAG